UUUCUUCCAUGAUGGGCAAGAGAAAAACAUUCGGGCGAACUGGCUCUCCCUGCUCGCGCAGGCCCUCGAGGUCCCCGAGCGGUUCUUCAUAUCGCCUGAGCGGAAAAAAUAAACUCGGAGCGGCGGGAGGGGAAAAUGGCGCUGCGCGAGCAGGCAGGACGAAGGGCAGCACAUACACACGCUAGUGUAUAGAGAUUGAAACGAGCCAAGAGUCACAGUCCGUGAGACGACUCGAGUGUUAUUAGCAUCUGAUAUAGUGACAUUUUCUUCAUUAAACUGUUGGUGUGCUCAGCAUCAGAACGUGUCAUGUUGAGCAAAGACCAGAACCCUUUUGUCAUUGAUAAGUUUGAGUCAAGAGAAAGAGUUAAUGUCCCAAGCACAGCUGGACGGGUGUUCUGGUAUUAUGUUCUGGAGGGACUGAUAUCGGUUGAGAUCAACGUUUUAGAUGAUGUUUUCUGUUAUUUGAGUGGAUUUAAUGCGGGGAUCACACUUGUGAUUUUGCUGAGCAGAGAUGGACUCUGAGGACAUGGAGGUGGAGAGCAGCAGCGAUGUGGGGCAUUCUGGGAUGGAGGAGCCAUCAGAGAGCGGCAUGGGCAUGGAGUCUUCAGAAGCCAUGUCUGCCGACAGCAGCGAUGCAGCGGCUCCUCCUGCCCCGGCCCCAGAAUCAGACUGUCACGUAGGACAGAGCUCUGAGGGAAUUGUGGUUUUUAUCCCAGAGACAAGCUCCAGUACAGAUGUGCGAAGAGUUCAUCUCCCAGACUCCUCUUCUGUCGCCCAGUCAACCAGCGUGUCCAGCGUCUCCACUGUGACACAGUCAGUCCUGGUGUCAGAGUCUGUCCAGGUCCUGGUCCACUCCAGUGCUGUUUCUGAAGGAGGAAUGAUGGUUUCUGAUUCCACUGCUUCCACAUCCUCAGAUCUUGGCUCAGCUAUUGACAAGAUCAUUGAAUCCACCAUUGGACCCGACAUCAUGAAUGGAUGUAUUGCAGUUACGAGUGCAGAGGAUGGUAGUGCAGAGACCACACAGUAUCUGAUACUCCAAGGUCCUGAUGAUGGAGCUCCUAUGGUGGCGCAGAUGUCUUCCUCUGCACUGUCGAGCCGCAUUGCCGUUGAAGCACUUGCUGAUGGACCCACCUCCACUUGCUUGGACCAGGCAGACCUGUCAGAUAACCCGCAGGGCAGUGUGGAACCCGACCAGCCUGGACACUCCGGAUACCAUGAGCACGAUGACGGCAGCAGCAGCUGCAGUCGCCCAGACCAGCCACAGCAUUCCCAGUACAUAGAGUGGAGUGGAGGAGAAGACCCAGACCAGACCAGAGAGGCUCGGUACAUCGAGUGCUCGGGAGCUGAACCAGACCAGACCCCACGUCAUUCAGGGGUCACCAACUACAACGUGGCAGACUCAGAAGAACCUCUAGGGCGUUACGCAGCAGAGUGCAGUGGUACGAACGGUAGCCCUCAGAGGCGCUCGUUUCACUCCUCCCGGUACGUCGUAGAGUGCAGUGAUGGCUACUUGGAGUACAGUGCUGAGCAGCCGCAGCAUUCACGUUAUAUCGACAGCAGCAUGGAUGACAGGGAGCACGUCUCAGCAUCAGAGCAGGAAGGAAGUGCGGUAGAUGAGCCCCAGCACUCCUAUUUGCCCCAGGGCUCGCUAUAUGCCGACGAGGGUGCAGUUCGGCACUCACUGGCUGACACAGUGGGAUCCCAGCUCACUGAUCAAAUGGAAUGCAAUGAUAACUUGCCCUGUCCAUACAUAAGUAGCAGUGGGACAUAUUCCACCCAUCCAGAGCCUGAAGUGGUGGAGUCUGGGGUGGUGGUUGAGUCUGGGCACAGAACCCCAGACAUGGCUGAGCUAGAGGAAAUGAUGGAGGUGGUGAUCGUACAGCAAUUUAAGUGCAAGAUGUGCCCGUAUAAAAGUGUCUCCAAGGAUACGCUCAUCAACCACAUGAGAGACAAACACUUUAAACUACCAGGUGGUCCGGGCCAAAAGAAACGUGGACGGGGACGUCCUCGAAAAUCCGAAAGCAGGGCACGAACAGUCGCUGAGGUCAAGAAGGAGGAGCCUCCAGAAGAGGAAGAAGAUGACAUCAUUGAUGCAGGCGCUCUUGAUGAUCAAGGUGACAGUGAUUAUAAGCCAGCUGAUGAAGAGGCCAGGACCAGAUUGGCUUCCAGUCACUGCACUCCUCCUCCUUCCUGCUCUUCAUCAUCUUCCUCUUCCUCACGGAAACGGCCCCGAAGGACAGUGGGGCCACCCCGCAAAUUCCUUCCUGACUCAGAGUCUCUAGCGGCAUCUCAAACAAACAAUGCAGGGGACCCUCAAGCUCCUGAAGAAGCAAGUUCCUCUGGAUUGGAGAAUGGAUCUUCCUCACUAUCCAAUGGGACAGCAGUGGAACCAGCUGUCAGCCAGUCAGAUUCAGAAAACAAAGAUCCCUCAUCAAACACAGGCCCUGAUGACCUGGAGUUUUUACCCAAAAAACGAGGCCGGCCUUCUAAGCGAUUCCUUCAAAAGAAGUACAAAAAGUACAUGAAUCGCAACAAGUACUACAGAUCCCUCAAGCCUCUGCUAAGGCCUCAUAACUGCUGGAUCUGUGGUUCUCGCUUUCUGUCGCAAGAGGAUCUCAGAUUCCAUGUGGAUUCUCAUGAGGGAAAUGACCCUGAACGCUUUAAGUGCCUGCAGUGCAGCUACCGCUGCAAACGGUGGUCCUCACUGAAGGAGCACAUGUUCAAUCAUGAAGGUACAAAACCAUACAAAUGUGAGGUGUGUGAUUACUCCAGUGUUUAUAAAAAAGACGUGAUCCGGCACUCAGCUGUCCACAACAAAAGCAAGAGUCGGAAGACAGACAUGUCUUGCGUCAAACCUUCACAGGUUCCCAAAGUGUCCGAGUUUCCAUGCCCCAUUUGCUGUCGCGUGUACCCCAUGCAGAAACGCCUGACGCAGCACAUGAAGACACACAGCACAGAGAAACCUCACAUGUGUGACAAGUGUGGGAAAUCCUUUAAGAAGCGCUACACUUUCAAAAUGCAUCUUCUCACACACAUACAGAACUGUGGCAACAGCAUGUUUAAGUGUGAGUUCUGUGAGUACACCUGCAAUGACAAAAAGCACCUGCUUAAUCACCAGCUGUCCCACACCAAUGACAAGCCGUUCAAAUGCGAAGAGUGCAAAUACUCCACGAGUAAAGAGGAUUUCCUGGUGUCCCACAUUGCCAUUAAACACACUGGUGAAAAGCCCUUCUCAUGCGACAUGUGCCACUUCAUGACCAGACACAGGAAGAACCUGCGGCUGCAUGUGCAGUGCCGCCAUCCUGAGGCCUUCGAUGAGUGGAGCCAAUCCCACCCAGAGGAGCCAAUUCGCCGGCGCCAGAUGCCUGUUUUCAGUAUGCAGCAGAUUGAGGAGCUGAGAUUACAGCAUGAAACCCAGGGAUUUCAAGAGACCAUUGUAACAGUGGACCCCAUUACUUUCCAAACCAUGGAGUCUUUAGGGAACACAUCAGUAUCUCAAGAUGCACUGGGGAACACUACCAUCAUUUACGAGCAAGCCCAGACUUCAGACCUCUCAGCCCAGAAUGCUCUCGAUCUGCUGCUAAACAUGAGGAACGCCAGAGAACUGCAGGUGGCAGUGUUGAACCCAGAUGGUAAGACCCUGGAGACGGGUUCAUGGACCGGAGCUGGCUCUGGGAGUGAGGGCUCUUCCUUGCAGCCUCAAAAGAUCGUCACAUUCCAUGUGUCAGAGAAUGGGGACACUCUGGUGCAGGAGGCAUUUGAGACAGCUACAGGGACCGUGGAGCAAGAGGAGACAACGGGUGUGUCGCAGGAGGUGACACAGAUUGGCAUUGGUACAUAUGAGGGAGCAGAUUUCAGUGUGGUGGAGCAGGCCUCUGAAGAAACUGCACACAGCAGUUUAGAGGAACUCUCAGCAGAGCCUCAGGUCAUGGAAGUGUGCACCGAGCCCUUGUCCAUCUCUACACCUCUCAAAGAGAAUAAAGAGAAGUUUUAUUUGAGCUCAGGCUUGACAGAUGGAGUCCUACAGCAGGUAGAGCUGAGCAGUGAAGCUCCAGGUUCCCCUUCCCUGUGUCCAUCACCCCCUUCUCAACAGCUCAACACCAAACGCUUCUCCUGCCGGAUCUGCAUGGAGGCUUUCCACGGCCGCUCGGACAUGGAGAACCACAAGAGGGCGCACAUAGACCCCAAAACAUUCAAAUGCCCUGACUGUGACUUUACAGCACCUUCUUGGCCAGAAGUCAAGUCUCACAUGGGCAUGCACGCAUAUUUGAGGCCUCAUAAAUGCAACAGCUGCAGUUUUGCCUCUAAAAACAAGAAAGACCUGAGACGCCACAUGAUGACACACACCAAUGAAAAGCCUUACGCCUGUCAGGUCUGUGGCCAAAGGUUUAACCGUAACGGCCAUCUGAAGUUCCACAUGGAGAGGCUUCACACUCAGGAACCCUCGCCCCGUAAAAACCGCUCUGUCCCCUCUCAGCAGACCAUCAUUGUCAAUAGCGAUGAAGAAGCUUUAGCCACACUGCAGAAUCUGCAGGCCGGUCAGGCAGUCAUCAGUCCAGAGAGACUGCAGCAGGCUUUGGGUCAGGAACACAUUAUUGUGGCUCAGGAUCAGACUCUUUCUGAUCAGGAGGAAGCAACAUAUAUUCAACAGAUCACGACAGUAGAUGGACAGACGGUGCAGCACUUAAUGACUGGAGACAAUCAGGUCACUGAGGUCCAGUAUAUCAUCUCUCAGGAUGGAGUUCAGCACCUGCUCCCACGGGAGUAUGUGGUGGUAUCUGAAGGAAACCACAUUCAGAUGGAGGAUGGGCGGAUUGCUCACAUUCAGUACGAGCAUGAUGGAACAUUUCUGCAGGAGCAACAGAUUGCCCUGUCUCAGGAUGGACAGAUCCAGUACGUCCCCAUCACUGCCGAGCAGCAGAUUGUUGGCUCUGAGGACCUGGAGGCAGCCGCCCAUUCCGCUGUCACUGCUGUUGCAGAUGCAGCCAUGGCUCAGGCUCAGACGGUUUACACAGAGGCCACACCUGAACAACUGGAGCAGCUGCAGCAGCAGGGCAUCCAGUAUGACGUCAUCACUUUUACUGAGGAGUAGAAACAAGAUGCAAACACACAGACAGAUUCACCUGAGGCUCGUCUCAGCUUCAGAUGGCUGCAGUGGAUACUAAGUAACAAAACUGUUUCACAGACUUAAUUUGUUCAGUAAGAGGGUGAAUGUACAGUUAGAUCCUCUCUGAAAAUUAUAUGACUUAUGCCUUUGUAAAUAUUUAAAGCAGUUUAUCUUUUUGUGCCUACAGUGUUUUGCCUUGUAAAGAAAAAGAAACACAAAAGCCAAGAGCAGCCUGUAUAGAGAAUCCAUGUAUUUAAUUCUACAUGUUGCUGUGAUGUACUACAAUGGAUGCUUACUUCAGUGACAGUGUGUAAACAGUAGACUGGAGGAAUGAGGUCCUGAAACAGUUCCUAGCCAUAGCUAAAGUGCUUAUAUAAAAGAGGGUUGAUUAUUUGUUUUACAUGAAAUGUGCCGUUUCAUCAUUAGCUUCUUAAGGUUUAGAGGUUUGCUUUUUUCUUUCAGAUGGCUACAGAAAGGAACUUAAAAUGCAUAUCAAAUAAAUCACAACCUCUUUAUCUGAA
Cyprinus carpio (common carp) is the source of this 5628-nucleotide messenger RNA. Its product is annotated as zinc finger protein 335-like. Lineage: Eukaryota; Metazoa; Chordata; Actinopteri; Cypriniformes; Cyprinidae. Bases 512 to 5092 code for a protein of 1526 amino acids. Gene Ontology annotation, cellular component: nucleus. The transcript is spliced from 28 exons. Gene Ontology annotation, biological process: brain development; positive regulation of neurogenesis; regulation of gene expression. Gene Ontology annotation, molecular function: RNA polymerase II cis-regulatory region sequence-specific DNA binding. The record is from RefSeq and is a predicted model, not a curated record.